AUGCCGUCUUCGGAAUACACUGCGGCCAGCGGUGGUGCUCUGAAGCUCAAAGGCGGCGGCGUUGACAAGAAAAAGAAGAAGAAGAAGAAGCCAAAGACUACCGAAUCUACAAAACCCUCUGAAGACACAUCCAUCGACGUCGCGAAACGAUCCACUACCGACAAUGACGCGCACAAGUCACCUUCAGGCACACCUGGCCGCUCAAUCUCGCCCGAGGCCGUAGAAAGAUCGAUACGAGAGGGCGGUGGAAGACAGAAGACGGAGGCUGAAAGGCGACACGACGAGAUGCGAAGGAAGAGGCUGGAAGAGAGAUUGAAGAAGGAAGGAGUGAAAACACACAAGGAGAAGGUAGAGGAGCUGAACAAGUAUCUGAGUGGACUGAGCGAACACCACGAUAUGCCCAAAAUCGGACCUGGCUAA
Molecule: messenger RNA, 420 nt
Organism: Alternaria alternata
Lineage: Eukaryota; Fungi; Ascomycota; Dothideomycetes; Pleosporales; Pleosporaceae
Product: DUF1754-domain-containing protein
Exons: 1
Coding region: 1-420 (139 amino acids)
Cellular component (GO): nucleolus
Source: RefSeq, a predicted model, not a curated record